GCGGCCAGGGCUCGCUGCUGUGCGUAGCGUUCGCUCCGACGUAGAGCGCGAGACAGACAACAUCAUCAGACGCGAGCGAAAUACUGGAUUAAUUCGCAAUCUACAAAAACAACCAGCGACCGUGCAGAACGAUAAACACCAUGAACCCUGUUUAUAACCCUGCGUCAACAGGGGUUCCUUAUGCCAACCCUAAAGGAAUAGGAUACCCAGCGGGAUUUCCUGUGGGUUAUGCAGCGGCAGCUCCAGCGUACUCCCCCAGCAUGUACCCUGGUGCUACUCCAGCCUUUCCUACAGGUUAUGCUCCUGGGACCCCUUUCAAAAUGUCCUGCUCCCCAACAACAGGUGCUGUACCCCCCUAUUCCUCAUCACCCAACCCCUACCCUGCUGCCGUCUACCCUGUGAGAAGUCCCUACCCCCAGCAGAACCCCUACGCACAGAUGUUCUUUCCACAGCAGCAAGGCACUUACUACACACAGCCCCUUUACGCAGCGCCGCCGCAUGUCAUUCAUCAUACAACGGUGGUCCAGCCCAAUGGCAUGCCGGCGGCCAUGUAUGCCCCUCAAAUUCCCCCACCCCGUCCUAAUGGAGUCGCCAUGGGAAUGGUUGGAGGCACCACCAUGGCGAUGUCAGCUGGGACGUUAUUAACCACUCACUCUCCAGCCCCGGUCGCGCCCCACCCCUCAAUGCCCACGUACCGCCAGCCCGCCACUCCUACCUACAGUUACGUGCCGCCGCAGUGGUGAACACGACACUGUGAGUGCAAAUCCCACGUUUACCAACUCUUUAGGUCAAAAGAUGGUAGAUAUGCAUUCUCACUGUCCAGUAUUUUACAAUUGGAGCUGACACUACAAGUGCUAUCAGAAAGUUGCUCUUCCUUCCAAACAUAAUGUGAAUCCGACUCCAGUUGGAAGAUGAAAGGAAAGAGUAUCUUCCCAGUUCGGCUCUGUAACAACUUCCCAUCUUUCACUCAUUCUACGACAUAUCUCACGGCCGAAGAACAGACAAGCUCUUCAUGCUGAAUUGUGUUGUGUGGACUGUCUUGCAGUUUUUAGCUAACUCUUUAAUUGGUGAAACCGGAAAGGGAGUUGGAAUUAGUUUUAAUUGGAAUACCUAUUGAAUGCAUGUAUAUAUUUUAAAAAAAAAAAAGGCAAAAAGAGACAUAAAAUAAUAAUUCCAUCAGCAAUGGCUCAUUCUACCACAUAUGACAGAUGCAAAACCAUCAGCAGUUAUCUCAAGCAAAAAUCCAAAGGGAUUGGGAGAAAAACAACUGUACAUUAAAUGCAAUGUCUUAAUUGUUAUUUCAUACAAGAUAUUAAUAACGUUAGCAUUUAAAAUAACUUUUUUUUGUUUGUUAUUUUUCCUGGUUUUAAUUUGGGUAUUUGUAACUGCAGGCAUGGUUCGUCUUCUCUGGGUGACGGUGUGUUUGUUACUGCUUUGCCCCGCUUGAAGACGAACCCUUAGGGUUUGUGCCUCCGCUUCAUAUGCCUGUUUUUAGUUGAUAAGUUUUAUCACUCUACACGCUCUCGCUGCAGUUAAUUGUUGCACUAAUUGCCUGUGUGUGUACAUAAAUUGGUUGAUUGAGCUGUAUUGGUGCUGAGAGCAUGCAUACUCAUUUGUGUACCUCUGGCUUGGUUUUCUUAACUUUUAAAAUUUGACCGAAAAAAAUUACAUUGGAAUCGCACUGAGUUUGCGAAAUUUUAAGUGGUAAAUUGUUUGUGCUUAAUUCAAGAAAAAAAACAAAACAACUCAAUUAAGUUGAUUUGAUAACACUACUGAGGAGAGGUGAAUUUGAAUUAUUAUUGACCCAAAUCUCUACAUUGCGUGUUUCCUCAAGAUUACACAGUAUGUAACUGAAUUUCAUUGUCUUUUUACUUUAAACAUUGCCUAUGUCACUUCGGUUAAAGAAUGUUUUGUAAUGUUUAAUGUGUUUUUGUUUUGUAUUUUCAAAAAAGACCAACAAAUAAAUACAAUAAUAAAU
This is a messenger RNA of Pimephales promelas (fathead minnow), 1978 nucleotides long. RefSeq names its product family with sequence similarity 168 member B (gene fam168b). The record is from RefSeq and is a predicted model, not a curated record. Lineage: Eukaryota; Metazoa; Chordata; Actinopteri; Cypriniformes; Leuciscidae.